Alternaria infectoria is the source of this 3009-nucleotide messenger RNA. RefSeq lists its product as uncharacterized. Gene Ontology annotation, cellular component: ciliary inversin compartment. NCBI's taxonomy places the organism in Eukaryota, Fungi, Ascomycota, Dothideomycetes, Pleosporales, Pleosporaceae. Gene Ontology annotation, molecular function: protein binding. The transcript has a single exon. Gene Ontology annotation, biological process: protein localization to ciliary inversin compartment. The record is from RefSeq and is a predicted model, not a curated record. The coding region runs from base 1 to 3009 and encodes 1002 amino acids.
AUGAGCGACCGGCCUUCAUCUACGUUCAUUGGGGACAAUACCUACGGGUCUACCCUGAACCAAGGGUCUAUCAUCACUGGGGACGGCUCACACGUCGGUAACAUCAACCAUUUCCAUAACGGCGCACAGCAAGCGUCCGCGCUGAAGUCAUGCCUGAAAGAUCUCCUGGCAGCCCUAAAGGACGAUCCGGACGACCACCGGCAGGCCCUCGAAGAUCGAAAAGGACCGAGAACAGAGGGGACUUGUGAGUGGGUUUCAAGAAGUGUUGCGUACAAGAGUUGGGCUACCAAGUCGUCUGGUCUGCUCUGGAUCUCCGGAGAUGCUGGUAAGGGAAAGACAAUGCUUGCCCUCAACCUGGUCAGCACGCUGAAGAAUCAGUCGUCGGCUGGACAUGUUGUGCACUUCUUCUGUAGCCGAGACCAUGGGAGGAAUAACGGUGCCUCCAUCCUCCGCGGUAUCAUCUAUCAGCUGCUUGAGCAGAAGCCACAGCUGUUCGAGCAUGUUUCGGAUGACUAUGAGAAACAUGGAGCCAGUCUAUUCGACGACAGGAAAUUUCAAGCCCUCUGGGCCAUCUUCGCCCGAAUCACACAAGACCAAAAUGUCACAUCCAUCACAUGCAUUCUCGACGGCUUGGACGAAUGCGACGAAGACGGCCUCGAAUACUUCUGGACGAAAAUUCAGAAUCUUUACGAGUCAAACCCUGGAGCGAAAUCCGACAUCCAUCACCACUGCAUGAGGCUCCUGAUUGUCAGCCGGAAUCACCCCCAUUCUAUUCAGCGAGCACUUGAGGACUAUCCUCGAUUACAGUUCGAAUGCGAAAAUGAGUAUCGCGUCAAAUCAGAUGUCUUUAGGUUCAUCGACGAUCGCAUGGCCGGUCUCAAAUGCCCAGGCGAGACGCGCGCACACGUCAAGGAAAAGCUGUAUGAUCGAGCAGAGGGCACCUACCUAUGGGCCGGCUUUGCCAUCAAUGCCCUAAAGAAGGUCCGGGCAAUCGACAUGGAGAGGACCGUUGAAUCAUUCCCCCGCGGUCUCGAUGCUAUGUACCGUCGCAUGCUACUAGCAAUCGAUGAGCACGAAAGAGAUCGAGUCAUGGAAAUUCUGCGCUGGAUCACGACCACGUUCCAGCCGCUGAGCCUGGUGGAGCUUGCAACUGCCGUUCAAACUCAACCUGCGAGCGGCCAAAUGCUGGCGGAUGCUAUCACUGACGAGAUCGGAUAUGCAGGAGACCUGUUGACCAUUGUGCAGUAUGAUCGUCAUUCUCGCAAAGUCUUACUCGUACAUUCAUCGGUUCUGGACUUUUUUCGGAACAUUGCGCAUCAUGAUCAGGAUCUCGGACCCUUUCAUCUCCAAGCGGCAAUCACGAAUGACCACGUCGCUCGAUGCCUUCUGAAUUAUACCGACAAGGUGUUGCAAACUAUCGGCUCGGUCCAGGACUACGCUCCUUACUUCGACGGCGGCUAUGGUAUGAGUGAAACAGUGACCCAGAAACAUCCUCUCUUAAAGUACGCAACGUACAACGCUUUCAAACAUCUGUCGCAAAGCGAGAGUUUCCAUCGCAUCAAGGAUCACCAUCCGCUACUAGAUCCAGCUUAUCAGUAUCACACACCAUGGCUACGACUACAAUGUCGGGCACGCUCUGGUCAUGAACCAAAAGAUGGAGUCAAACUGGCAUAUGUUGCAGUUUUAUUCGGCCUCCUCGAGGUUCUGGAAACUGAUUAUUGCCAGCUCAAAGCUAAUGUCGAUAUCAGAGAUGGUGACCAGCGAACUUCUCUGUUCUACGCUGCUCUCGCAAGUGAAACAGGCGUAGUGGAGUGGUUGCUCGAUCAUGGAGCGGAUCCGAACGCUCAAGAUGUAACCGGACAGACGCCUCUCCAUAUCGCUGCUCAGCGUGGUGUAGUCAACAUCGUCCAGAUGCUCCUCCGCCAUGGCGCAAAGACGCGUACCCAAUCUUCCACUCGGACUGCAAAGAGUAUGUUGCACGGGUCUACAUACAAUGAGGACGGUGACCCCUUAGGUGAAGAUGAUGACCUGUGCGUUACCAUGCCUAAAUGGAGCGGUACGCCUGUCCAUAUCGCCGCUAUCGCUGCAGAGCCUCAAGUACUGAAGAUUUUGCUUCGCCAAUUUCUGCGAAAAGGUGGCUCUAUUAACGUGACCGACGAGAACGGUCGCACCAUCUUCCAUCAAAUUGCAGGGGUUCAGACUCGUGAUCUGCGGUCUUGUUGGGAUGUCUUACGCCGUUACUCAAAGCCGCCAAACACUUUCAAUCAAGACAGCCUGGACAACAACGGGGAGUCUGCUCUGCACAUCGCCACACGCAAGUGCUGUCCAGGACUAGGUUGGAAUUUUCAGGACGACUUUGCUGAAGAUCCGGAGUCCGAGAACACGAUCUGGAGUCCUGUUAUUGCACUCAUAGAGACAUUAGGAGCAACUGUCGACAUCCGAACGACCACUGGGUUAACCCCGCUACAUCUCGCAUGUAAAAGGGGUAUCCUUAGCCUGGUCGAUUAUCUCCUCGCUCAAGGUGCUGAUGCGCGCUUGUAUGAUCAGUCCGGCCAGAGUGCACUGCAUUGGCUUUGUAGCCAAGAGCAACAGGGCCGUGAGAGAAGGCCUGAGAUACUGGAACGCCUAGUACGACGGAUGACUUUGGAAGAUAUGGAAGCCAAAAGAGCCGACGGUCAGAGUGCUCGGGACGUCGCCGUCAAACCCGAUGCUGAUUAUCUUGAGAGAAAAAGGCGGUAUGAGAAUGGCCUGACACCAAACAUUAAGAUGCCCGCAGAGCCAAAGCCUAAGAUUGUUGCGAAAUUCUUCCUUAGCUCUUGGCAGCUUAAUGGGCGUUGUCUCGCGUUUGAAGAACUUCACAAUGCCAUUGAUCUCAUGAUUGCCUUGGUCAAGAUGGAAGCAUCAGAUGAAGACGAAGCCCAGAUGCAGCGAGACGCAAACGAGCUACCUCAUAUGCAACAUUGGGUGGACAAGAGACGCUUGUAUCGGAAGUCCAAGGCGAAGGAGUGA